Molecule: messenger RNA, 1510 nt
Organism: Pungitius pungitius (ninespine stickleback)
Lineage: Eukaryota; Metazoa; Chordata; Actinopteri; Perciformes; Gasterosteidae
Exons: 9
Coding region: 247-1410 (387 amino acids)
Source: RefSeq, a predicted model, not a curated record
CUGGUUGUGAAAUGAAUCCUCCUCCAGAUCCUCACAACAUCUUUAAAAACAUUUUAAUGAACAAAUUUAGUUCGGAAACCCAUCAUAAACCUCACUGCAUCUGGUUAUGACGAGAGCCUGCGUUGUUAGCAUUGGUGCUGCUAACGUUAGCCACUUCCGGUUUAGUUCUGUAACAGCGGAACGAAACUUAUGCAAUUUUAAAAUAUGGAAUCAUUAUGACCUGAGAAGCGCAGACUGACAGCGGCGAUGUCUCCGGUGCGGCGAUCCAUAAACAAUGCAUUGUGGGCCAUGUGUGCAGCGGAUUCCAUGGCCAUGCCGGUCCACUGGUACUACAACACUGAUGACAUCACCAGGGAUUUUGGCGGUUGGAUCCGCGGCUUCAUGUCUCCGAGGGACCGUCACCCCUCCAGCAUCCUCAACCUCUCCAACACCGCCGGCAGCGGUCGGACUGCCUGGUCCUCCAGCGCCAAGCGACCCGACGUGGUUGGUAAUGUGAUCCUCCACGACAAGCUGGACCUGUGGAAGAACUCCAGAGGAUCAGUCCACUACCACCAAGGUCUUCAGUCUGGGGACAACACCCUAAAUGUCCUCUGUUCCCUCCGGGUCUUCCGGUCUCUCGUCUCGGGGCGUUUCAGCGACGUCUCUCAGCCGGAGGCCCGAGGCGCCGUCAUGUCGGACUACGUCAGCUUCCUGACCACGCCCGGCUUGCACCGCGACUCCUACGCCGAGUCCUUCCACCGCGCCUUCUUCUCCAGCUGGCAGGACACCAGGCCCACCUCCCCCAGUGAGGUUCUGGCGUUUGCAGAAAAGCGAAGCAGGCACACGUUGAGCUGCCCCGCCCCCGACGGCCAGCUGGACGCCAUCGGCUGCCUUCCCAUGAUCCUCCCCUUCAUCCUGCUCUCCGCUUCGGCCAAUGAGGACCAAGCGGUCUCAGCUGCGGUGGAGUUCGUGAAGCUCACCCACCCGCACCCGAGGGUGCCCGAGUACGUGUCCAUCUACAGCAGGGCGCUGCACGCCGUCCUGGGCGGGGCCAGCGUGCGGCAGGAGGCGGAGCGAGCCCUGAGGAGGCUGGAGGCCUGGGAGGAGUCUCGGAGCUACGCACGCAAGGCAGCCAGGUUCUCUCGGGGCUCCGACAUGCAGCUGAAGGUCCAUCAGAGCGCCGUGAGCUUCCUGGGCCUGGCUUGCUACACCAAAGGAGCUCUGUCCAGCCUGUUCUACCUGGCCCACGAGUUCCACGAUGACAUCACCGGGGGAAUCCUGGCCAACGCCAACUGUGGAGGGGAGAACUGUAACCGCGGGGCGGCGCUGGGGGCCCUGCUGGGCGCCGGGGGGGGCGCGGUCCCACAGGAGUGGAGGGACCAGCUGAGAGACGCCCAGGAGUUCAUCCCGGACCUCCUGACCUCUAAUUAAUGUUAAUAACAAUGAUAUGAUAUUCAAACUAUUUGUCAGAUGUUCAUUUAUCGCAUCAUGAAAGUGUAAUAAUAAUAAUAAUAAAAUCAAGUAUCAAUUA